Messenger RNA from Beauveria bassiana ARSEF 2860, 288 nucleotides. RefSeq names its product gag protein. The transcript has a single exon. Lineage: Eukaryota; Fungi; Ascomycota; Sordariomycetes; Hypocreales; Cordycipitaceae. The record is from RefSeq and is a predicted model, not a curated record. The coding region runs from base 1 to 288 and encodes 95 amino acids.
AUGGAUGACCAGCGAACGUUUACGCCAGCCUUAGACCAGUUUGGAGAGCUCCGACAGACAAGAUCUGCCUCAGAAUAUGCAGCACAAUUUCGCGCCAUUGCCGAAAAGUUAACGUUCAAUGACGCACUUUUAAUGGAAAUGUUUUAUCGUGGUUUAAAGGACAACGUGAAAGAUGUUAUCUGCAUGAAAGACCGGCCGGAGACACUCGACGAAUACAUCAAGAAUGUGGUUCAAAUCGACAACCAAUUAUACGCCCGUCGUGUGGAAAAGCGGUCUGGACGGCCUUGA